Molecule: messenger RNA, 4192 nt
Organism: Schistocerca nitens (vagrant locust)
Lineage: Eukaryota; Metazoa; Arthropoda; Insecta; Orthoptera; Acrididae
Product: ATP-binding cassette sub-family C member 4-like
Exons: 25
Coding region: 81-4028 (1315 amino acids)
Biological process (GO): transmembrane transport
Cellular component (GO): membrane
Molecular function (GO): ATP hydrolysis activity; ABC-type transporter activity; ATP binding
Source: RefSeq, a predicted model, not a curated record
CGAGCUGGUGGCGCGAGGUGCGGCCGAGGCGUGUGGCAAGACUGCGAUGAGAGGGGAGCCGCGAGCCGACCGCUACUAGAAUGGACUCCAAGACGUACCGAAGCGAGCCCAACCCCCGGCUGACAGCCAACCCCGUGUCCAGGCUGUAUAUGUGCUGGCUUCGUCCGCUGAUAUGGAAGAGCUUCAGGAAGGGUAUAACAGAGGACGAUCUGUACGACACUUUGGAGGAAGACAUAACAGGCACACUAGGGGACGAAUUAGAAAGAAACUGGGAGAAACAACUGGAGAAGUCCAAGACUCGUGACCGUAAGCCGAGCCUCAUGAAGGCUCUGGUGAUUACCUUCUGGAAGUCUGUCACUUUCUGUGCAUUCCUGUCUUUUGCGGAGUUCGUUGUACUGAGGUCGACGCAGCCGCUGCUGGUGGGCCGCGUGGUGAAGGUGUUCUCGCCGGGCGCGCGGCCGCCGGUGGCCGAGGAGUACGGCUUCGCGGCGGCGCUGGUGGCCAACGUGCUGGUGCGCAUCUUCUGCUGGCACCACAACUCCAAGGAGGCGCAGCUCGUCGGCAUGCGCGUCCGCGUCGCCUGCUGCAGCCUUAUCUACCGCAAGGUGCUGCGGCUGAGCCGUCAGACGCCGAGCGAGGGCGGCAUGACGGCGACGGGUGGCGUCGUCAACCUGAUGACCAACGACGUGAGCCGCUUCGACAAGGUGGUGCUGUGGGGCCACUGCGUGUGGUGCAUCGCGCUGCAGCUGCCGCUCAUCGUCUACUUGCUCUACACGCAGGUCGAGUACGCCGCCUUCGCCGGCGCCGCCUUCAUCCUCGUCAUCACGCUGCCCUCCCAACACAUGACGGCCCGACUGUCCGCCAAGUUCCGCAUGGCGACUGCCGGCCUCACGGACGAGAGGAUGAAGAUGAUGAACGAGGUGGUGAUGGGCAUCCGCGUCAUCAAGAUGUACGCUUGGGAGAAGCCCUUCGCCAAGCUGGUCGCCCUCGCCCGCAGGGCCGAGGUGUCCAAGGUGACGAAGACGGCGUACCUGCGCAGCUUCGUGCUCGCCCUCGAGUUCUUCGUGGACCGCACGGCGCUGUUCGUCACGCUGCUCACCUGCUGGCUGCUCAACUUCGAGAUCACCGCCGAUAAGGUGUUCGUGAUCACUCAGCUGCUGUACCAACUCAACAUGACCAUGGGCAUCGCCGCGCCGCUCGCCGUCAGCUACAUGGGCGAGGCCAUCGUCUCCGUCCGCAGGAUACAGGAGUUCCUGCUGAAGCCGGAGGUCCGCGAGGUGGGCCAGGACGAGAAGACGGCUCGCGGCGAGGCGACGCUGCACAGCGCCACCGCCUCCUGGGACGGCACCUGCAACGCGCUCCAGGGAGUGUCGAUACGCGUGCAGCCGGGCCAGCUGUGCGCCGUCGUGGGACCCGUCGGCAGCGGCAAGAGCUCGGUGCUUCAGGCGCUUCUGGGUGAGCUGCAGACGUCGGAGGGCCACGUGUCUGUGGGCGGCCGCGUGGCGUACGCGAGCCAGGAGCCGUGGGUGUUCGCGGGCACGGUGCGCAACAACAUCCUGCUGGGCCGGCCCUACCAGCACGAGUGGUACCGCAAGGUGGUGCGCGCGUGCGCCCUCGAGAGGGACUUCCAGCUGCUGCCGCGCGGCGACCACACCGUCGUGGGACAGAAGGGCGCCACCCUCAGCGGGGGGCAGCGUGCGCGCAUCAACCUCGCCAGGGCGGUGUACGGCGACGCGGACAUCUACCUGUUGGACGACCCGUUGUCGGCGGUGGACACGCACGUGGGCAGGCAGCUGUUCAAGCAGUGCGUGUGCUCCCUGCUGGCCAACAAGACGCGCAUUCUGGUCACGCACCAGAUACAGUACCUGCACGCCGCCAACAAGAUUGUCGUCUUGGACGAGGGAAAAAUUGAAGAUCAAGGAACGUUUACUGAGUUGGCUAAAAGAAGUACAACGUUCUUUAACCUGAUGUCUACGGCAGAAGAUGGACUGAAAGAGGGGGAUGUCGCGGCAGAGAAGGAGAAGGAAAGUGAAAAGGCAUCACAGGAGAAGGCUGCAAGAAGAGCUUCAAGGCAGUCUGUAUCAUCACAACACAGACUGUCCGACGCCUCGAGAAUAACGGCGAACGGCGAGCUGUCGGCGCCGGACGUGGACGACGAGGACGCCGAGGUGGUGGACACGCGCGCGCUGGGCAAGGUGAUGUUCGGGUACGCUCGCGCCGGUGGCGGACCCAUCACGCUCUUCUUCGUAUUCUUCACGCUCAUCGGCGCCCAAGUCGUGCUCAGCCUCUGCGACUACUGGGUCUCCUUCUGGACGGCGGCGGAGGAGGCGCGGAAGGCGCAGACUCCCGAGCUGCCGGCGGAGGACGGCGAGUUCUUCGUGUCGGUGUACGGCGGGCUGGUGGCCCUGCUGAUCGCCUCGUGCAUCGGCCGCUCGCUCAUCUUCUUCCGCACGUGCAUGCGCGCCUCGCGCCGCCUGCACAACUGGAUGUUCGAGCGCGUGCUGCGCGCGCCCAUGCGCUUCUUCGACAGCAACCCUUCCGGCCGCAUCCUCAACCGCUUCUCCAAGGACAUCGGUGCCGUCGACGAGCUGCUGCCGUUCCCCACGCUCGACAUGUUGGACAUAUUCCUGUACGUGUUCGCCAUAAUCAUUGUGGUGGCGACUGUGCAGUACCUGGUGCUCAUCCCGUUGGCGCUGCUAGCCUCUUUGUUCAUCUGGCUCGCAGUGAUGUUCAUCACGACCGGCAGAAACGUCAAGCGGAUGGAAGGCAUUAGACGCAGCCCCGUGUUUUCGCACCUGUCGGACACCAUCAACGGGCUCACCACUGUGCGCUCCUCGCGCAUCCAGGAGGUCGUCAAGCGAGAAUUCGACGCCCACCAGGACCGGCACACGUCGGCGUGGUUCCUGUACGUGUACGGCGGCACGGCGCUGGGGCUCUGGCUGGACAUGAUCAGCGUCAGCUACGUCGCCGUCGUCACCUUCAGCUUCAUCAUAUUCAACCCAGGUUCCAAGGGUUCGAGCGUGGGCCUGGCCAUCACGCAGUCGCUGUUCGUGACGGACAUGCUGCAGUACGGCAUCCUGCAGCUGAACGAGUCGGUGAGCCAGGCCACGUCCGUGGAGCGCGUGCUCGAGUACACCAGGCUCGACAUGGAGCCCGCCCUCGAGUCCGAACCAGGCAAGAAGCCGCCCAAGGGUUGGCCCAGCUCCGGCGCCGUCGUCUUCCAGGACGUGACGCUGCGGUACGGCGCAGACGUUCCGCCCGUCCUCAAGGCGGUCAACUUCUCCAUAGCGCCCACGCACAAGGUGGGCAUCGUGGGGCGCACGGGCGCCGGCAAGUCGUCGCUCAUCUCGGCGCUGUUCCGGCUGGCGCCGAUCGAGGGCGCCGUGCUGCUCGACGACAUCGACACGCAGACCAUCGGGCUGCACGACCUGCGCCGCCACAUCUCCAUCAUCCCGCAGGAGCCCGUGCUCUUCUCCGCCUCCAUGAGGUUCAACCUCGACCCCUUCCAGGAGUUCGACGACGCCAAGCUCUGGGAGGCGCUCGAGGAGGUGGAGCUGAAACACGCCGUGGACAGCCUGGACUCGCAGGUGUCGGAGGGCGGCGGCAACCUGAGCGUGGGGCAGCGCCAGCUGGUGUGCCUGGCGAGGGCCAUCCUCAGAAACAACAAGGUGCUCGUCCUGGACGAGGCCACCGCCAACGUCGAUAGCGAGACGGAUGCGCUCAUACAGCAGACUAUCCGGCAGAAGUUCCAUGAUUGCACCGUGCUGACCAUCGCCCACCGUCUCAACACCAUCAUGGACUCUGACCGCAUCCUCGUGAUGGACGCUGGCCAGGUCGCGGAGUACGGGACUCCACACGAGCUGCUGAUGUGGCCGGAGGGCUUCCUGACGGCUAUGGUGAAGCAGACGGGGCCUGCCAUGGAGAAGCAGCUGAGGGCCAUGGCGGAGGAGGCCUUCCGCAAGACAGAGUCGCCAGAGGAGGACUCCGAUACAGAGGAGCAAGAGAAUAUUAUGGAAGAGAAGAAGUAGAAGAAAAGCAUACAGGAAUGGGGAACUGUGAGAGCAUCACACAAAUCUGGAGGAGAAUGUGACUGAGAGCAGUCCUGUGCACUGUAUUAAAGUAUUUUUGUUAAUUUAAUGUAGCUGUAUGUCGUCUGUCACAAAAUAUAAUAAUUAUAUUUGUAAUAAACAAA